GACGCCACUAUUUAUAGGCGCGCUGGCAGGAUUUUUAAGAGCUGCUGUAGUGGACAAGAAAAGCGAGUACAACCGAAAGCAAGGCUCGCUGUGUGCAGUGCGGCACGUGCCCAAGCUGGGAGGACUCGCUGCAGGAAGUGGUCGGCCGUCCGUAUGUCGGCCGGCGGUCGGUGGUCGGCGCGCCCCUGCCGCCGCGGUUCGGCUCUCUGUGGUCUCUGCGCCGGGCGCCGCAGCCGCUGCCGCUGCUAAUAUGUGCGGCGAUGGGGAGCUAGCGGGAGAAUGGCGACUCGCAGGCGGACGCGGCGUCGCGACAAGAGCACCAGCGAACAAGUGAAAGACUGUUGCCGCGCAGUCACCGCCUUCGUCUUCAGCAACGUCGGCAUCAUCGCGCUGUUUCUAGGAUACGCCAUUGUGGGCGCCAUAGUGUUCCAAAAGAUCGAGGGCGAGGACAAACUGACACCAAAUAACCGGGUGAUCGGGCUUCGCCACGCUACUGUGCAGGAGCUGUGGGACAUAACCCGCGCGCUAAAUGUGAUGUUCGAGGGCAACUGGACCGAGCUCGUGGACGAGAAGAUCCUGCAGUUCCAGAACAGUAUCGUGGCCGCCGUCGGCGAUGGAUACGACGGCAGGCCGGAGGUGACCACGCAGUGGUCCUUCUCUGGCGGAUUUCUCUACUCACUGACUGUGAUGACUACCAUUGGCUACGGCAACAUCGCCCCGCGCACCAGCAUGGGCAAGAUUGUCACCAUCUUCUACACGUGCGUGGGCUUUCCGCUGUUCCUGCUGUACCUCUCCAACAUCGGCAGCGUUCUCGCGCAGAGCUUCAAGUGGAUAUACGCCAAGCUGUGCAAGUGCCAGCCGGCGCGUCUGGAGAUGGUGGUCGAGCCGGAGCUGGCCGACGAGGAGGCGGCGCGGCCCGAGCGCUGGCCGGACGAGCUCGGGUCGGAGCGCAGCCAGCCGGAAGACAGCAGCGAGGCCGAGCGGUCGACUAGCGCCGCCAGCGGCGCCGACUCCCUGCUCGACCUCAGCACCGUCACCGUGCCCAUAUCCAUGUGUCUCAUCAUCAUGGCAGUGUACAUAUGUGGCGGCGCCAUGUUCUUCGCGCGGUUGGAGGGGUGGGACUUCCUGACCAGCUGCUACUUUUGCUUCAUAAGCCUUAGCACGAUCGGGUUUGGUGACUACGUGCCCGGCGACUCGAUCCGCUCCGACUCGGGCCGAGUCGAGGCUGGCUUCGUGCUAACCUCCAUGUACCUCAUGCUUGGAAUGGCCAUCAUCGCCAUGUGCUUCAACCUCAUGCAGGAGGAGGUGAUCCAGAAGGUGCGGUCGUGCGCCAAGUGCCUGGGCUGCCUGCGCGAAGACGGCUGAGCGGGAGAGACCCGCGCCGGCCGGCGUGCCGGCGCGCUCCCUGGUUCUGGCGCGGAGCGAAG
Messenger RNA from Pollicipes pollicipes, 1427 nucleotides. RefSeq names its product TWiK family of potassium channels protein 7. Gene Ontology annotation, cellular component: plasma membrane. Gene Ontology annotation, molecular function: outward rectifier potassium channel activity; potassium ion leak channel activity. Bases 280 to 1365 code for a protein of 361 amino acids. The record is from RefSeq and is a predicted model, not a curated record. Gene Ontology annotation, biological process: stabilization of membrane potential; potassium ion transmembrane transport. Lineage: Eukaryota; Metazoa; Arthropoda; Thecostraca; Pollicipedomorpha; Pollicipedidae. The transcript has 3 exons.